This is a messenger RNA of Cercocebus atys (sooty mangabey), 1988 nucleotides long. RefSeq names its product coiled-coil domain containing 63 (gene CCDC63). Gene Ontology annotation, cellular component: axoneme. Lineage: Eukaryota; Metazoa; Chordata; Mammalia; Primates; Cercopithecidae. Gene Ontology annotation, biological process: outer dynein arm assembly; cilium movement. The record is from RefSeq and is a predicted model, not a curated record. Bases 238 to 1929 code for a protein of 563 amino acids. The transcript is spliced from 12 exons.
AGAACGCCCGGGCGUGGGGCUGGGGGUGUGGCGCAGCGAGGCCGCGCAGCAAGCAGUCCUCCGGGCACCGUGGGACUCGCAGUUGCAGCAGCGUCGGACAAGCGGCCCGAGCUGUCACCGACAAGGAGUCCGGGCCCCGCCACUGGGCAUUGCAGAGAGAGAGAGAGAGGCAGGCUCACUGGCUUUGAGCUCCCUGGAUACAGUGUCUGAGCGGAGGCAAAGUGCGGUUCCUUCAAGAUGUCUGUGUUGAAGAAGCACAGAAGAAAAGACUCCGACACUCCCCAGGAACUUUCGGAGAAGGCCAAAGAGCAGCAGGCAGAGGCAGAGCUCCGGAAGCUAAGGCAGCAGUUCAGGAAGAUGGUGGAAAGCCGGAAGUCUUUUAACUUCCGAAACCAGCAGAAGAUCGCGAGUCAGUACAAGGAGAUCCAGAGCCUGAAGGCAGAGCAGGAUGAGAUCACCCUGCUGUUGAGUCUCAUGAAAUCCUCGAGGAACAUGAAUCAGAGUGAGAAGAACUACAUGGAGCUGUGUCUCCUGCUGCAAACCAAGGAGGACUACGAGGCCUUGAUUAAAUCCCUGAAAGUGCUGUUGGCUGAACUGGAUGAGAAGAUUGUUGAGAUGGAAAAAAAAAUCGCAAACCAAAAACAGAUUUUCACAAAAAUACAGGAGGCCAAUAACCCCCGGAAACUGCAGAAACAGAUUCACAUUUUGGAAACCCGUUUGAAUCUCGUCACUGUUCACUUUGACAAGAUGCUGACCACUAAUGCCAAGCUCCGGAAGGAGAUUGAAGACCUACGACUUGAGAAGGCUGCUUAUGACAGUGUCUACCAGCAGCUCCAGCAGUGCCUGUUGAUGCAGAAGAAAACCAUGAACUUGGCCAUUGAGCAAUCUUCUCAGGCCUAUGAGCAGAGGGUGGAGGCCAUGGCUCGAAUGGCUGCCAUGAAGGACCGCCAGAAGAAGGACAUCUCUCAGUACAAGCUGGAGAUCCGAGAGCUGGAGCAUCUCUAUGCCCACGAGAGCAGGCUCAAGUCCUUCCUGCUUGUCAAGCUGAAUGACCGCAAUGAAUUCGAGGAGCAGGCCAAAAGGGAGGAAGCUCUCCAGGCGAAGAAGCAUGUCAAGAAGAGCAAGGGAGAGAGUUUUGAGAGCUACGAGGUGGCCCACCUCCGGCUGCUGAAGCUGGCUGAGAGUGGGAACCUAAAUCAGCUCAUUGAAGAUUUUCUGGCCAAGGAGGAGAAGAAUUUUGCUCGGUUCACGUAUGUCACGGAGCUCAACAACGACAUGGAGAUGAUGCACAAGAGGACCCAACGAAUCCAGGACGAGAUCAUUCUCUUGCGAUCUCAGCAGCAAUCGUCCCACGAUGACAGCCGCUCUGCCCUGAGACAGCUGGAGGAUAAACUGAGGAAGACCACGGAGGAGGCAGAUAUGUAUGAGAGCAAGUACAGGGAGGUCAGCAAGACCUUGGAUCUACUCAAGAACUCAGUGGAGAAACUGUUCAAGAAGAUUAACUGUGAUGCCACCAAGAUCCUGGUGCAGUUAGGGGAGACGGGGAAAGUCACCGACAUCAACCUUCCGCAGUAUUUUGCCAUCAUUGAAAAGAAGACCAAUGACCUGCUGCUGUUGGAGACCUAUAGGCGCAUCCUGGACAUGGAAGGGGCAGAGGCUGAGAUCACGCCACCCUUCCUCAACCCUUUCUGGGGUGGCUCUGCCCUCCUCAAGCCCCCAGAACCCAUCAAAGUCAUCCCCCCAGUGCUGGGGGCUGACCCCUUCGGCGACAGGUUGGAUGAUGUGGAACAGCCCCUGGAUCACAGCAGCCUUCGGCAGCUGAUUCUCGACAAUUACGUCCUGAAGGAGAAUCGGAGUAAGGAAGUGCGCGGAGACAGCCUGCCUGAGAAAGUGGAUGACAGCAGGUCCAGGAAGAGGGUAACCAUGUGAGGUGCAUGCAUGGGGCCACCUUUGCACAAUAACUGAAAAAAUAAAUGUUUUGUUCUGUA